This is a messenger RNA of Toxorhynchites rutilus septentrionalis, 1641 nucleotides long. RefSeq lists its product as uncharacterized. Gene Ontology annotation, biological process: DNA integration. Bases 1 to 1641 code for a protein of 546 amino acids. The record is from RefSeq and is a predicted model, not a curated record. NCBI's taxonomy places the organism in Eukaryota, Metazoa, Arthropoda, Insecta, Diptera, Culicidae. The transcript has a single exon. Gene Ontology annotation, molecular function: nucleic acid binding.
AUGGCCUACGUGCUACGAUUCAUUAACAACGCUAGAAAGAAAGGGGAAAGGAGUCCGUCGACUGGAUUACUUACCCAAUCGGAGCUGAAGGCUGCCGAAACUGCAAUAUUGAAACAAGUUCAACUAGAGGUAUUUCCGGAAGAAGUGACUACAUUGAAAAAUAAUCAAGUGGUGACAGGAAACAAGCCGGUUCCAAUAAAGAAAUCCAGCACUAUAUACCAACUAAUACCGAUGUUGGAUGAAGAGGGACUGAUGCGGCAGAACAGUCGUAUUUCAGCAGCGAAACAUUUGCAUCACAGCGUGCGCUUUCCAGUCAUCCUGCCAAGGAAGCAUCGAUGCACGGAACUUCUUGUUACACGAUUUCAUCGCCUUUACCGUCAUGCAAACUCCGAAACUGUGGUGAACGAAGUUCGUCAACUGUUCGCAAUAUCAAAACUUCGAUCCGUAGUGAAGGGGAUCGGAAGAAAUUGCCAAUUCUGCAAGGUCCGCAAGGUACGUCCAACUGUUCCUCCGAUGGCACCUUUGCCAGCAGCACGGUUAGCCGUACAUGUUCGUCCAUUUAGCUACGUCGGAGUGGAUUACUUCGGCCCAUUACUGGUCAAACAAGGUCGUUCGAAAGUGAAAAGGUGGAUCGCGCUCUUCACGUGCCUUACUGUGCGCGCAGUCCAUCUCGAAGUGGCAUACAGUCUUUCUACUGCAUCGUGUAUUUCAUGUAUCCGACGAUUUGUAUGUCGUCGUGGGUCACCCGUGGAAUUUUUCACGGACAACGCUACGAACUUCCAUGGGGCCGAACGUCUGCUCCGUGAACAAAUCAACGAAGGGGUGAUAUCCACGUUCACCAGUGCCAUCACGAAGUGGACCUUCAUUCCACCAAGCGCUCCGCACAUGGGUGGUGCGUGGGAGCGGCUAGUCCGCUCAGUAAAAGCUGCGAUUGGGGAUGCGUAUACCGAAGGGAAUCUCAACGAUGAAGAGUUACAAACCGUAAUCGUAGAGGCAGAGGGCAUUGUAAAUACUAGACCACUCACGUACUUACCACUUGAUUCUGCGGAAUCAGAAUCCCUCACGCCAAACCAUUUCCUACUUGGAAGCUCCAAUGGAGUCAAGCAGCCAUGCAUAGAUGAAGAAUGUUUGAAAAGAACCUUCCCUGAGUCGUGGGGAGAUAUCCAACGUCAGCUCAAUCGAUUUUGGCAACGCUGGCUGAAGGAAUACCUUCCGGUAAUCCGGAAACAGUCUAAGUGGUUCGACGAAUCGCGAUCAGUGAAGGAUGGAGAUCUGGUGUUGAUAGCGGACGAGGGAAAGCGGAAUGGUUGGAUACGUGGUAUCGUGAUCGAAUCGAAUCAAGCAGCAGAUGGACACGUUCGUCAAGCUUUAGUUCAGACAACGGGAGGUGUUCUUCGACGACCUGUAUCGAAACUGGCUGUUCUCGAUGUAAGUAGUAACUGUGCGGUCAAGGAAGUCAGUGGACCGCACCCGGGGGAGGAUGUUGCCACAGCGACAUCGAGCAAACUGGCAACAGUUUCAUCUAAUACCGCACAACGAUCCGCCAGCCUACGUUUGAAGGACUCUAAACGUCGAAACGUCUUUCAGCGGAAAGAGAAAGGUACAAGUCAAAACAAUUGUAAACAGAACGCGUGCGGGUGA